This is a messenger RNA of Talaromyces marneffei, 1902 nucleotides long. RefSeq lists its product as uncharacterized. The transcript has 2 exons. Gene Ontology annotation, molecular function: protein binding. The coding region runs from base 1 to 1902 and encodes 633 amino acids. Lineage: Eukaryota; Fungi; Ascomycota; Eurotiomycetes; Eurotiales; Trichocomaceae. The record is from RefSeq and is a predicted model, not a curated record.
AUGGCUUCAGUGACAAGUCUAGAUAAAGACUUGCGCAACAUGCGCCUGUCCAAAUACACUCCGCAGGCAGCGAACGAAGUACGCGAUUGGAUCGAGGAGGUUCUCCGUGAGAGACUACCAUCUGGAGAUCUACUAGAUGCACUCAAAAAUGGAGUUGCGCUGUGCCAAUUAGUGAACCUUGCUGUUUCCCCUGGCGUGAAAUUCAAAGAGUCGGCAAUGCCCUUCGUCCAGAUGGAAAACAUCUCUCACUUUCUGCACGCUUGCCAAAUGGCGCCUUUGAGCUUACCUCCCCAUGACGUUUUCCUCACCGUUGACCUAUACGAACGCAAAGACCCAGCGCAAGUUCUGCAGUGCAUAGCCGCAUUUAGUCGUCGUGCCAAUGCAAUUCAGCCCAGCAAAUUCCCGCGUCCUAUCGGUGGAGUCAAGAGUAAAGGUGGGUUGAUGAGUCCGCAAGGAACAGGACCCAGUUACGGCGUUGGCACUACCAGGUCUCGUGGCAUUAGCAAUGUGAGCCAGACCAGCUCGCCCACCUUUGAUCCAACCAAUAGGAAUAAUACAUCCGGACGCGUUAGCCCGCAUAAGACAGGACAGUCUCCGGCAUCCCCGCCACCAACCCUAAGCAGCUGGAGCAAGAAAUCAGAUGAAGGAACGACUGCGCCGGCGUGGAAUAUCCAUCAGUACGGAUACAUGGGCGGAGCAAGCCAGGGCAACCAAGGGGUAGCUUUUGGGGCUAGACGACAGAUUACAGCACCUAGCCCUGUCGUACCUAGUCUUAUAGAGAAGGAGAAAAGACGUCGUGAAGCUGAAUUGGAAGAAGAGCGUCAACGGCAAGAGGAAGAGUUGCGUAAACAGCAAGAAGAGCAGCGCGCUAGGGAAGAAGAGGAGCGUCGUUGGGCGGAAGAAACGGCACGUAUUAGAGAAAUGGAACGCCAGGAAAUUGAAAACGAGAAGAUACGAUGGGCUGAGGAGCAGAGGAAGUGGGAGGAAGAGGAACAACACCGGAUGAGGGAAGAGAAAGACGCUGCGGAGAGACUUGAACAGGAGCGAGCACGCAAGCGAGCGUCUAGCGAUGCCCGUCUGAAUGGCCAGUUCCUUAGCCAGUAUCAGGCGACGCAAAAGACGGAUGAAGAGUCAGCAGAAUCCCAACGUAUCAAACAGCUGGAAAGAGAGCUCGAACUGGCUCGAGAACGCGAGAGGAAAUAUGAGCAAGAAAGGCAAGAUCUCAAAGCCAAAGAAGCAGCACGUAAAGCUCGCUCGCGUAGCCGAAGCCGACCACGACCCGUUCAACCCAGCUAUGAUUUCACUUCCCAAGAAGAAGAGAGGAAACUCCUCCGAUCUGAGUGGAAACAGCAACAGAAGAAUGUUGCUCCCGUUGUUGAACAAGAAGAUACGCCGCCUGCUCUACCAUCCCGGCCGUUGCCAAACCCAGCGGAGGCCGCUUCGCCGCCAUCCCGACCUCUUCCCGACCCCUCCAAGUAUAGUGGUGGUAGAGACAGUAGAGUCGACCGCUUCCUUGCCUCUAACCCAGCGCCAGUACAAUCGCGACCAGUCGCUCACCGACCACAAGAUUACUCCACAACAUCUGAAGUCGAUGCCGAGAACGAUCGCCGAAUCGCCGCACAGGAAAAGACCAAAGCCGGUGGCUGGGCUUCAAAGUCACUUCUUGAACGCGAAAUGGAGCGCGAGCGCGAACGCCAACGCGAAUGGGAGGAGAACCAGAAACGGACCGCUGAUGCAGCGAAGCGUGGUGUUGGGUCUGGCACAGGCAGUGGCCCUGGCCAAGGUGCAUGGGAUGUGCAUCAAUACGGCUAUAUGGGCGGCGAUAGUCAGAAUCGCGGAGGUAAUGGACUUGGUGUGUCAGGACCUAGGCGACAGAUUAUAGGACCUCGUCCUCCGCCAUAG